Messenger RNA from Phytophthora sojae, 495 nucleotides. RefSeq lists its product as hypothetical. Bases 1 to 495 code for a protein of 164 amino acids. NCBI's taxonomy places the organism in Eukaryota, Oomycota, Peronosporomycetes, Peronosporales, Peronosporaceae. The record is from RefSeq and is a predicted model, not a curated record. The transcript is spliced from 3 exons.
AUGAAGUCCACUCAUUCGCCCGCGCUCGUUUCGCCUGACUCGUUCGACGAGCGGCUGCGUAACGUGUUUUCCCUCCGCGCGGCAAUCCCCGUGCUUGAUGAAUAUCUUUCGUCGAUCCAAAUUGAUGACGACCAUCCGGGCUUCGUGUUGAGCUGGGACUUAAACAACUUGACAGCGUUUGUGGCGGCAGCAAAUGCGCUGAACCCAGCUCGUGCGCCUGACUGGUUGCAGACGCUACCCCCACAGAUCACGGUUAACUCGUUCACAGACGAUCUCGUUCAAGAACUCCUCCGAGAGGCAGGCAGUCGCUGUGGGCGUUUCCUGCUGGCUCCAAAUACACUAGGGCAGUUCGGCGCUGUUGCGGUGACGCUUGCGGCCCGCCAGAAUAAUGACUUCAUGCAAGAUGCAGCGCGAGCUGCACUUCCACGAUCGGUAUUGAACAAUCUCCCACCGGCUCGUCGAAACAACGAGCGAUUACGUCGGAUUUUCAUUUGA